AUCGUGAGUACUGGGAUGGUGCUAUCCUUGUGGCUUGUGAGCGAUUAUGCAGUCAGUGCUCAAGGUUUCCUGGCAAACUACGAAGUUCUACCAAGUCACACAUGUGGAAAUCCGGGAAGGCUCCAGAAUGGAAUCCAGCAAGGGACCAUGUUCAGCGUUGGCGACAAAGUGCGCUACAGCUGCAACCCAGGCUUCUUCCUGGAGGGCCACGCGCUGCUCACUUGCCAUGCAAGUUCGGAAAACACCGCCUCCUGGGAUUUCCCUCUGCCCUCCUGUCGAGCUGACGAUGCAUGUGGUGGGACCCUUCGGGGGCAGAGUGGAAUUAUUUCAACUCCCCAUUAUCCUUCGGAGUAUAACAACAAUGCGGAUUGCACAUGGACCAUUCUAGCAGAGCCCGGGGACACCAUUGCUUUGGUGUUCAUGGAUUUCCAACUGGAAGAUGGAUAUGAUUUUUUAGAAGUUACAGGAACGGAGGGGUCAUCGCUAUGGUUUACAGGAACCAACCUUCCUGCCCCCGUGAUCAGCAGCAAAAACUGGCUUCGACUUCACUUCACGUCUGAUGGGAACCACCGGCAAAAGGGGUUCAGUGCUCAGUACCAAGUCAAAAAGCAGAUGGAAAUGAAGUCCAGGGGAGUAAAACUGAUGCCAAGUAAAGACACAAACCAGAAGACAUCUGUGUUAACACAGGUUGGUGUGUCCCAGGGGCACAACAUUUGUCCGGACCCUGGGAUUCCAGACAGAGGCAAAAGAAUAGGCAAUGAUUUCCGGUUGGGAUCCAGCGUCCAGUUCACCUGCAACGAAGGCUAUGAUUUGCAGGGCUCCAAAAGCAUCACCUGUAAGAAGCUGAGUGAUAUGAUAGCCGCUUGGAGCGACCAGAGACCAGUGUGCAGAGCUAGAAUGUGUGACAUGUACCUCCGAGGCCCCAGUGGCGUUAUCACAUCUCCCAACUAUCCAGUCCAAUAUGAUAACAAUGCCUACUGCGUGUGGGUGAUAACAGCAGUCAACCCAGCCAAGGUCAUCAAACUCAUCUUUGAAGAAUUUGACUUGGAGAGAGGAUAUGACACCCUGACCGUGGGGGAUGGAGGGCAAGUUGGUGACCAGAAGAGCGUGCUUUACGUUUUAACAGGUACAUCUGUCCCUGAUCUGAUUGUCAGCACCCAACAUCAGAUGUGGCUUCUUUUCCAGACAGACAGUGUCAGGAAUUUACUGGGCUUCAAAGCAACAUAUGAAGAAAUCGACCAGGGUGGUUGUGGAGAUCCUGGAGUCCCAGCUUACGGCAAGCGAGAGGGGUCGACGUUUCGCCACGGGGACACGUUGACGUUCGAAUGCGAGCCUGCAUUUGAACUGAAAGGACAGAAAACAAUCACAUGUCAAAAGAGUAGCCAGUGGUCCUCUCAGAAACCAGUCUGUGUUUUUUCCUGCUUCUUCAACUUCACCACCCCCUCUGGAAUCGUUCUGUCUCCUAACUACCCUGAGGAAUACGGCAGCAGCUUGCAUUGCAUCUGGCUGAUCAUCGCGAAGCCGGAAAGCCGGAUCCACUUGGCGUUUAAUGAUUUUGAUGUGGAACCGCAGUUUGACUUCUUGGCUGUCAAAGACGGUGGGACUGCUGAGUCACCCGUCUUGGGGACGUUCUCGGGAGGCCAGCUUCCAUCAUCGCUAACCAGCAGUGGCCAUGUCACGAGACUGGAGUUCCAGACUGACCACUCCACAGAGAAGCGAGGUUUCAAUAUCACGUUUACCACUUUCAGGCACAACGAGUGCCCUGAUCCGGGCGUGCCCGUCAAUGGAAAACGGUUUGGCAACAGUCUUCAGCUUGGUAGCUCGGUGUCUUUUCUCUGUGAUGAGGGAUUCAUAAGGACACACGGCUCAGAAACUGUCACUUGUGUCUUGAAGGAAGGCAAUGUGGUUUGGGACAAUGCUGUGCUGAGGUGUGAAGCUCCCUGUGGCGGCCAUCUUACUUCUCCAAGUGGAAUGAUUCUGUCUCCAGGCUGGCCAGGUUUUUACAAGGAUUCUCUGAACUGUGCAUGGAUCAUAGAAGCUCAGCCAGGAUACCCCAUAAAAAUUACAUUUGACAGAUUUAAAACGGAGGUGAAUUAUGACACAUUGGAAGUACGUGAUGGCAAGUCCUAUUCGUCACCGUUAAUUGGGGUCUAUGAUGGGACUCAGGUCCCCCAGUUCCUCAUUAGCACCAGCAACUUCCUCUAUCUCCUCUUCACCACUGAUAAAAGCCACUCCGAUCUUGGUUUUCAGAUCCGUUAUGAAACGGUAAAGCUUCAGUCUGAUCACUGCUUGGAUCCGGGGAUUCCUGUCAACGGGCUACGACAUGGGAAUGAUUUCUACGUCGGGGCUCUGGUGACUUUCAGCUGUGACCCAGGCUAUACCUUGAGCGAUGGUGAAGCCCUGGAAUGUGAACCAAAUUUUCAGUGGAGCAGGCCUCUUCCCAGCUGUGAAGCUCUGUGUGGAGGCUACAUCCGUGGAUCCAGUGGCACUGUAUUAUCGCCAGGUUUUCCAGAUUUCUACCCUAACAAUUUAAACUGUACUUGGGUCAUAGAGGCAUCUCAUGGAAAAGGUGUGUUCUUCACUUUCCAUACCUUCCAUUUGGAAAGCGGCCAUGACUACCUGCUGAUCACAGAAAACGGGAGCUUCAGCCAGCCACUAAAGCAGCUCACCGGCUCCCGCCUGCCGGCCCCUUUCAGUGCUGGCCUCUUUGGGAACUUCUCUGCUCAAAUCCGUUUCAUCUCAGACUUUUCCAUUUCUUACGAAGGCUUUAAUAUCACCUUUUCAGAAUAUGACUUAGAACCUUGUGAUGAGCCGGAGGUUCCAGCCUACAGCAUCCGCAAGGGCCUCCAGUUUGGUGUGGGGGACGUCCUGACCUUCUCCUGCUUCCCUGGGUACCGGCUAGAGGGCGUCUCACGUAUUACCUGCCUGGGCGGUCGACGGCGUGUGUGGAGUUCCCCUCUGCCAAGGUGUGUUGCUGAAUGCGGGUCUUCUGUCACUGGCACUCAAGGCGUUCUGUUGUCCCCAAACUAUCCCCACAACUACAACAACCACCAUGAAUGUAUAUAUUCCAUCCAGACUCAGCCAGGAAAAGGAAUACAGCUGAAAGCCCGGUCUUUCAACCUGGAGGCCAAAGACAUUCUCAAGAUCUAUGAUGGCAACAAUAACUCUGCCCGCUUGCUGGGCUCCUUCACCCGAGGAGAGUUGUUGGGCCUCAGUGUCAACAGCACUUCCAGCACCAUGUGGCUUGAAUUCAUCUCAGAUGGCAACAGCACCAGUCAAGGCUUCGAACUGCAGUUUUCUAGUUUUGAGUUGAUCAAGUGUGAGGACCCUGGCAUCCCACAGUUUGGGUACAAAGUCCAUGAUGAGGGUCACUUUGCGGGGAGUUCAGUCUCUUUUAACUGUGAUCCUGGCUACACGCUGAGAGGGAGCCGGGCGCUGGUUUGCUUGACCGGGGAACGCCGAGCUUGGGACCAGCCACUACCCAUCUGCGUAGCUGAGUGCGGGGGCACUAUCAAAGGCGAGUCUUCAGGAAGGAUCUUAUCUCCGGGCUACCCAACACCAUAUGAUCACAACCUCAACUGUGUUUGGAGAAUUGAGGCAGAAGCUGGAUGCACAAUAGGGCUCCAUUUCAUGGUUUUCCACACCGAGGAAUUCCAUGAUGUUUUGAGGAUCUGGGAUGGGCCGGUGGAGAAAGGGAUCCUCCUAAAGGAAGCCAGUGGCUCCAUCUUGCCCAGCGAUGUCCACAGCACCUUCAACUCAGUGGUCCUCCAGUUCAACACUGACUUUUUCACCAGCAAGCAGGGUUUUGCCAUUCAGUUUUCAGUGUCCACUGCCACUUCCUGCAAUGACCCUGGGGUUCCACAGAACGGGAGCCGUAGCGGCGACAGCAAAGAAGCAGGCGACUCCAUUGUCUUCCAGUGUGACCCCGGAUACGCCCUGCAAGGGGAUGCCAAGAUCAGCUGUGUGCAGAUUGAGAACAGAUUUUUCUGGCAGCCUGACCCCCCCACCUGUAUAGCUCCCUGUGGAGGAAUCCUGGCAGGGCCUUCAGGUGUGAUCCUUUCACCAAAUUACCCAGAGCCAUAUCCCCCAGGAAAGGAGUGUGACUGGAAGCUGACGGUCUCUCCCGAUUAUGUCAUUGCUCUGGUGUUUCACACCUUCAACUUGGAGCCGGGCUAUGAUUUUUUGCACAUCUAUGAUGGACCAAGUUCGCUCAGCCCCCUGAUUGGGAGUUUCUACGACACCCAGUUGCCUGAGAGAAUAGAGAGCAGCAGUAACAGCCUCUUCCUGGCCUUCCGGAGUGAUGCCUCUGUCAGCAACACGGGAUUCGUAAUCCAUUACACAGAAAACCCCAGAGAAUCCUGUUUUGACCCUGGCUUGAUUAAGAAUGGCACCCGGGCUGGGGCAGAGCUGAAACUAGGCUCAACUAUCACAUACUACUGCGACAGUGGCUACUUGAUUGAGGGGGUGUCCACCCUGACAUGCAUCAUGGGAGGAGAUGGGAAACCCGUAUGGAACAAGCCACGGCCUACCUGUACAGCACCUUGUGGAGGACAGUACACGGGAUCAGAUGGUGUCGUCCUGUCUCCAAACUAUCCCCGUAACUACACAAGUGGACAAGUGUGCCUGUAUUUCAUCGUGGUACCCAAGGACUACGUGGUCUUUGGCCAGUUUGCCUUCUUCCAGACAGCUCUGCAUGAUAUCAUUGAAGUGCACGAUGGCCCGAAUCAGCAUUCCCGGCUCCUGAGCUCUCUCUCUGGUUCUCAUACAGGUGAAUCUUUGCCCCUGGCCACCACUAACCAAAUUCUGAUCAAGUUCAGUGCCAAAGGCCAGGCUACAGCCAAAGGUUUCCAUUUUGUCUACCAAGCGGUUCCUCGAACCAGUGCCACACAGUGCAGCUCCGUGCCAGAGCCCCGCUAUGGGAGGCGGAUAGGCAGUGAUUUCUCCGUGGGGGCUGUGAUUCGGUUUGAGUGCAGUGCUGGCUACACCCUUCAGGGAUCCCGCAGCAUCGAGUGCCUGACCAUGCCUGGAGCCCUCGCCCAGUGGAACUCCUCCGUGCCAACCUGUGUUGUGCCUUGUGGUGGAAACUUAACUGAGCGGAAAGGCACCAUCUUAUCCCCUGGAUUUCCUGAGCCCUACUUAAACAGCCUAAACUGCGUAUGGAAAAUAACUGUGCCUGAAGGAGCUGGAAUACAGAUUCAGGUGAUCAGUUUUGUCACAGAACAGAACUGGGAUUCCUUGGAAGUGUUUGAUGGUGGGGAUAACACGGCCACCAUGUUAGGCAGCUUCUCCGGAACAACUGUCCCUGCACUGCUCAACAGCACUUCCAACCAGCUCUACUUGCAUUUCUACUCUGACAUCAGCGUCUCUGCUGCUGGAUUUCACCUGGAGUACAAAACUGUUGGAUUAUCCAGCUGCCCAGAACCCAUGAUCCCCAGUAACGGCCUGAAGACUGGGGAAAGAUAUUUGGUGAAUGAUGUUGUCUCCUUCCAGUGUGAACCCGGUUAUGCUCUCCAGGGGCAUUCUCACAUUUCCUGCAUGCCAGGGACUGUCCGGCGCUGGAACUAUCCUCCUCCACUCUGUAUUGCUCAGUGUGGCGGGACAAUGGAAGAGAUGGAAGGGGUAAUUCUGAGCCCUGGCUUCCCAGGAAAUUACCCUAGCAACAGUGACUGCUCAUGGCGGAUAUCCCUUCCGGUGGGGUUUGGUGCUCACAUCCAGUUCUUGAACUUUUCUACGGAGCCCAAUCACGACUUUGUGGAGAUCCGCAAUGGGCCCUAUGACACCAGCAACAUCAUCAGCAGGUUCAGCGGAACAGACCUUCCAGGUUCCCUCCUCUCCACAUCACAUGAAACCACAGUCUAUUUCCACAGUGACCACUCACAGAACAAGCCAGGCUUUAAAGUAGAAUACCAAGCCUAUGAACUCCAAGAGUGUCCUGACCCUGAACCCUUUGCCAAUGGGAUCGUGCGAGGAGCUGGUUACAGCGUGGGCCAGUCCAUCUCCUUCGAGUGCUUCUCUGGCUAUCAGCUGAUUGGCCAUACCGUCUUGACCUGUCAGCACGGAACCAACAGAAACUGGGACCACCCCUUGCCCAGGUGUGAAGUCCCCUGUGGAGGAAACAUAACUGUACACAAUGGCACCAUCUACUCCCCCGGCUUUCCCAACCACUAUCCCAAUUCCCAGGAGUGCUUGUGGCUGCUCACAGUGUCGGUCGGGUAUGGCAUUUUCCUCAACUUCACUCUGCUGCAAACAGAGCCCUACAAUGACUUCAUCACUGUCUGGGAUGGGCCUCAGCAGACAGCCCCGCAACUGGGUGUUUUUACAGGAAAUUCAGCAAAGAAAGCCACGCAGAGCUCUUCCAACCAGGUCCUCCUGAAAUUCUACAGUGAUGCAGCUAAUGGAGGGGUCUUUGCCAUCCAUUUCUAUGCCUAUCAGCUUUCAAGAUGCCAGCCUCCAACGAUGAUCCCCAAUGCUGAAAUCAUUGCAGAAAACGAGGACUUCAACAUAGGUGACAUCAUUCGGUACCGAUGUCUUCCUGGCUUCACCCUGGUUGGAAAUGAAAUCCUGACAUGCAGGCUCAGUACUCACCUCCAGUUUGAAGGGCCUCCCCCAACAUGUGAAGCCCACUGCCCGAUGAACGAGGUCCGGACAGAUUCCUGGGGGAUGAUCCUGAGCCCAGCUGCCACUGGCAGUUACCCCCACUUUCAAACUUGCUCUUGGGUGAUCAGAGUGGAGCCCGACUAUAACAUCUCCCUCACUGUUGAGUAUUUCUUGAGCGAGAAACAGUACGAUGAGUUCGGGAUCUUCGAUGGUCCUUCAGGCCACAGUCCUCUGCUGUUGUCCCUGAGUGGAAACUAUUCAGCCCCUAUCACGGCAACUAGCACGGGGAAUAGAGUCUACCUCCACUGGUCCUCUGACCAUGCCUAUAGCCGAAAGGGCUUCAGGAUUCGCUACUCAGCCCCCUACUGCAGCCUCCCUCCACCUCCUUUCCACGGCUCCGUCCUCAGCCACACUGGCCUGCAGCCAGGAAGCACUAUCCGGUUUGGUUGCGACCCCGGCUACCGUCUUGUUGGUCACAGCAUCGCCACCUGUAUUAGACAUCCACUGGGCUACUUCCACUGGAAUGAAGCCAUCCCGCUGUGUCAAGCUAUCUCCUGUGGAGUCCCCCACGCUCCCAAAAAUGGUGCCAUUUUUGGAAAGGAGUACACAGUGAGCACCAAAGCGGUUUACCAGUGUGACCAGGGCUAUCACCUUCCAGCCCUGGAAGAUUCCAGCGUGGAGUGCUUGCCAAAUGGGCAAUGGAGUAAUGGGAACAACCCUCUCCCAUGUGUGGCGGUCAGCUGCCCUGACAUCAGCCACAUUGCAGUGGAGCAUGGCAGGUGGAGGCUGAUCUACGAGACGCAGUAUCAAUACAAUGCCCAGCUUAUGUUGAUCUGUGACCCUGGUUACUAUUACAUGGGACACCGUGUCAUCCAGUGCCAGGCCAGCGGGAAGUGGAGCAUCGGAGAGCCCAUGCCAACCUGCAGAAUCAUCUCCUGUGGAGACCUGCCCAUUCCACCCAAUGGAAACAAGAUCGGGACCUUGAACGUUUACGGUGCUACCUCCAUCUUCUCAUGCAAUACCGGUUACACAUUGGUGGGAUCCCGUGUGCGAGAGUGCAUGGCCAAUGGCCUCUGGAGUGGUCUAGAAGUGAAAUGCCUAGCGGGUCACUGCGGUGAGCCUGACCCCAUUGUCAAUGGACAGAUCAAUGGAGAGAACUUCAACUACCGGGGCAGUGUGGUCUACCAGUGUAACCCAGGCUUCCGACUCAUCGGGAUGUCUGUCCGGAUCUGUCAGCAAGACCAUCAUUGGUCCGGAAAGACUCCUGUCUGUGUGCCCAUAACAUGCGGACAUCCGGGCAACCCGGUGAAUGGCCUGACACAGGGCAGCCAGUUCAACCUCAAUGAUGUGGCCAAGUUUGUAUGCAACACUGGGUACCACCUGGAAGGGGCAUCCAGGUCCCAGUGCCUGGCAAAUGGCCAGUGGAGUAAUGCCUUGCCCGUCUGUCGCAUUGUAAAUUGUACUGACCCUGGGCACCUGGAAAACAGCAUCCGACAAGUUCAGCCAAGCGGGCCUCACAGAUACAGCUUUGGAACAACAGUUUCUUAUCUGUGCCACCAUGGAUAUUAUUUACUUGGCACCCAUGUCCUUACCUGUCAAGGGGACGGCACUUGGGACCGGCCUCUCCCACAGUGCCUUUUGGUUUCAUGCGGUCACCCUGGAUCCCCACCCUACGCCCAGAUCUCAGGGGAUGUGUAUACGGUUGGUUCUGUGGUACGCUACAGUUGCUUGGAAGGGCGAAGCUUGAUCGGUAAUUCCACACGCAUGUGUCAGCUUGACGGACGCUGGAGCGGCUCUCUGCCUCACUGCACAGGGAGUGUCCAGGGAUUGUGUGGCGACCCAGGGAUCCCUUCCCAUGGCAUUCGACAUGGUGGCAGUGACUUAAGUGUGGAGAGUACCGUCUGGUUCAGCUGCGAACCUGGUUACACGCUCCGAGGGUCAUUGCAACGCAUUUGCCAAGCCAACGGCUCUUGGAGUGGCACGCAGCCAGAAUGUGAAGUUAUAUCUUGCGGAAACCCAGGGACGCCCAGCAACGCAAAAGUGGUAUCUAAUGAUGGCCUGGAGUUCUCCAAGUCCAUUGUAUACAAAUGCCGGGAGGGAUAUUACUCUACAGGCGUGCUCAGUCGGCAUUGUACUGUCAAUGGAACUUGGACGGGGAGUGCUCCAGAGUGCACAGUAAUAAACUGUGGGGAUCCUGGUGUGCCAGCCAAUGGCAUUCGGCUGGGCAGUGACUUCACUUACAAUAAGACAGUUGUGUUCCAGUGUAUGCCUGGCUACACCAUGGAGUCGGACAGAUCCACUGCACUGACCUGCACAAAAGACAGGACCUGGAACAACACAAAGCCUGUCUGCAAAGCUAUCAUCUGCAAACCUCCCCAAGCUAUCCCCAAUGGCAAAGUCAUGGGUUCCGAUUUCAGCUGGGGUUCCAGCGUCAGCUACACAUGCCUAGAAGGAUAUCAGCUUUCCCUGCCUGCCGUGCUGACUUGCGAAGGAAACGGGAGCUGGACCGGAGAACUCCCACAGUGUUUUCCUGUUUUCUGCGGCGAUCCAGGAAUCCCAGCGCAUGGGAGGCGUGAAGACAGGGGCUUCACCUACCGCUCCUCUGUCUCAUAUUCCUGUUCCCCCCCACUGGUGCUGGUGGGCUCCCCCCGGAGGUUCUGCCAAUCUGAUGGGACGUGGAGCGGAACGCAGCCCAGUUGCAUCGAUGCAACUCUUACAACGUGCAUGGACCCCGGUGCACCCCUCUUUGGGACCCAAAACAAUUCCCAAGGUUAUCAGGUUGGGAGCAUUGUUUUCUUCAGGUGUCAUAAAGGAUACCUGCUGCAAGGAUCCACCACAAGAACGUGUCUCCCGAACUUGACGUGGAGCGGAGUGCAGCCCGAUUGUAUCCCUCACAAUUGCAAAGAGCCAGAGAUGCCGUCCCAUGCCAACGUGGAUGCUCUGGAUGUGCCUUCCCUAGGAUACACUUUGAUUUACUCUUGCCAGCAUGGCUUUUAUCUCACGGGAGGAUCAGAGCACAGGACCUGCAAAGCCGAUGGCAGCUGGACGGGGAAACCACCUGUUUGCCUCGCGGAUAUCCGACCCAGCGGGAGACCAGUGGGCACUGCUCGUGACCCUCUUCUCCCAAAGAUGUCAGUUCCUGCUGAUGUCUUUGCAAAGAACUCAUUUUGGAAAGGCUCUUAUGAGUACAUGGGCAGGAAGCAGCCAGCUAUGCUGUCUGUCACCAGCUUUGACCCAGUGACCAGUAAGGUCAACGCCACCCUAAUAGACCACAGUGGAGCAGAGUUGCAAGUGUCAGGGAUUUACAAAAAGGAAGAGAUGCACCUUCUCCUCCAGGUGUACCAGAUCACAGGGCCAGUGGAAACAUUAAUGGACGAUAAAUGGGCUUUAGACGGACGUGUCACCCCUGAGUCAUCAAGUGGGACAUUUGUCUACCAAGGAUUUGUGCACGGCAAAGGUUUUGGACAGUUCGGCCUCCAAAGGCUCGACAGCAGAAUUGAGCAUGAUCCUGAGUCGAUGGGGCAUCCCUUUGCGUCCAACAGCAGUUCAGUGGCAGCUGCGAUCCUCGUGCCUUUCAUUGCCCUGAUUAUUGCAGGGUUUGUGCUGUAUCUCUACAAACACAGGAGGAGACCGAAGGUGCCGUUCAAUGGCUACGCUGGCCACGAAAACACCAAUGUCCGAGGCACAUUUGAAAACCCAAUGUACGACCGCAACUUGCAGCCAACAGACAUCAUGGCCAACGAGGCAGAGUUUACAGUCAGCACCGUGUGCACUGCAGUAUAGCACUGGCAACCUUGUGCACAUUCUCCAGGGACGGGAGCCUCACCAGCACCCAAUGGUCCUCCUG
Eublepharis macularius is the source of this 10444-nucleotide messenger RNA. It is a transcript of the gene CSMD2, whose product is annotated as CUB and Sushi multiple domains 2. Bases 16 to 10380 code for a protein of 3454 amino acids. The record is from RefSeq and is a predicted model, not a curated record. The transcript is spliced from 69 exons. Lineage: Eukaryota; Metazoa; Chordata; Lepidosauria; Squamata; Eublepharidae.